AUUUCUGUAGGCCAUCGAACAUUAUUCAUUGGAGUUCAUGUACCACUUGGUGGCAGGAAAAGCCAUCGUCGUCACAGUCACCGACAUCGUGGACACAAACACCGAAAAAAGGACAGGGAACGGGACUCAGGUUUAGAAGAUGGACGGGAAUCUCCUACAUACGACACUCCAUCUCAGAGGGUUCAGUUUAUCCUGGGGACAGAAGAUGACGAUGAAGAACAUAUUCCACAUGACUUAUUUACAGAGCUGGAUGAAAUCUGUUUACGAGAAGGUGAUGAUGCUGAAUGGCGGGAAAUGGCCAGGUGGUUGAAGUUUGAAGAAGAUGUUGAAGAUGGUGGAGAACGAUGGAGCAAACCCUACGUGGCCACACUGUCACUUCACAGUCUGUUUGAAUUGAGAAGUUGUAUUCUGCAUGGUACUGUGCUGCUGGACAUGAGGGCCAACUCCUUGGAAGAAAUUGCAGAUAUGAUUCUGGAUCAACAAGUAGCUUCAGGCCAACUAAGUGAGGAUGUCCGUCAUAGAGUUCACGAGGCUCUCCUGAAACAACACCAUCAUCAAAACCAAAAGAAAUUAAGCAAUCGAAUACCAAUUGUGCGCUCAUUCGCUGAUAUUGGCAAGAAACAGUCAGAGCCUCAUUCUAUGGACAAAAAUGCAGGUCAGCUUGUGUCCCCGCAGUCUGCUCCCUCUUGCAUUGAACAUAAAAAUGAUGUCAGUCGAGAGAACAGCACUCUUGACGUUACCAAGUUUGAUUUACAUUUUAUGAAAAAAAAUCCCUCCUGGGGCAGAAGCUUCCAACAUCUUAGUUGGUGAACUGGAAUUUUUAGAUCGAGCUGUGGUUGCGUUUGUUAGACUUUCUCCUGCAGUUUUGAUCAAUGGCCUUACAGAAGUCCCCAUUCCAUCAAGAUUUCUGUUUAUACUACUGGGACCACUUGGAAAGGGACAGCAGUAUCAUGAAAUUGGACGGUCAAUUGCCACUUUGAUGACAGAUGAGGUAUUUCAUGAUGUUGCGUAUAAAGCCAAGGAUCGUAAUGAUCUUGUCUCUGGGAUUGAUGAAUUUCUUGAUCAAGUGACAGUGCUUCCACCUGGCGAGUGGGAUCCAUCAAUCCGAAUUGAACCACCUAAAAAUGUUCCUUCACAGGAAAAGCGUAAAACACCAGGGGUGCCUAAUGGAACAGCAGCGUUAGGAGAACCGGAAGAACAUGGAGGACACAGUGGCCCUGAACUAGAAAGAACUGGAAAAUUUUUUGGAGGUCUGGUCAUGGAUGUCAAGAGGAAAGCUCCUUUUUUCUGGAGCGACUUCAGGGAUUCAUUCAGUUUGCAAUGUUUAGCUUCAUUCCUGUUCCUUUACUGUGCAUGCAUGUCCCCUGUCAUCACAUUCGGAGGUCUUCUUGGAGAGGCAACUGAAGGCCGUAUAAGUGCAAUAGAGUCUCUAUUUGGAGCCUCAAUGACAGGAAUAGCCUUUUCCUUGUUCGGGGGACAACCUCUUACUAUUCUGGGAAGCACGGGACCAGUGCUGGUGUUUGAGAAGAUACUGUUCAAAUUUUGCAAGGAGUAUGGACUGUCGUAUCUCUCAUUAAGGGCAAGCAUAGGUCUGUGGACGGCCUUCAUGUGCAUUGUCCUGGUUGCCACCGACGCAAGUUCCCUGGUGUGUUACAUUACACGGUUUACUGAGGAAGCGUUUGCGGCACUCAUCUGCAUCAUUUUCAUUUACGAGGCCUUAGAGAAGCUGUUUCAACUAGGUGAGAAACAUCCAAUCAACAUGAAUAAUAAUUUGGAACUUCUAACACAGUAUUCGUGCAGCUGUAUCGAGCCCAGUAAGCCUAGCAAUGGUACCUUAACAUAUUGGGAGAAACAUAAUAUUACAGCAUCAGAGAUAUCGUGGAGUAACCUAACUGUCUCUGCAUGCCAUCAUUUUAAAGGAGAGUUUGUGGGUAGAGCCUGUGGACAUGAAGGUCCCUAUGUACCUGAUGUUCUGUUCUGGUCCAUCAUCCUAUUCUUUGCAACUGUCACAAUGUCCUCAACUCUGAAACAAUUCAAAACCAGCCGUUACUUUCCUACAAAGGUGCGUUCCAUAAUCAGUGACUUUGCCGUGUUCCUUACUAUAAUGGUUAUGGUAGCAAUAGAUUAUUGUCUUGGAAUUCCAUCCCCAAAGCUUCAGGUUCCAAGUGAUUUCAAGCCUACAAGAGAUGAUCGUGGCUGGUUCGUUAACCCGUUAGGACCAAAUCCUUGGUGGACAGUGCUUGCUGCUGUCAUUCCAUCUCUGCUCUGUACCAUUCUGAUCUUUAUGGACCAACAAAUUACAGCUGUCAUUAUUAACAGGAAAGAACACAAGUUAAAGAAAGGCUGUGGCUACCAUCUUGAUCUUCUGAUGGUUGGUAUCAUGCUUGGCGUGUGCUCGGUGAUGGGUCUGCCCUGGUUUGUUGCUGCAACUGUCCUCUCUAUCACUCAUGUAAACAGUCUCAAGCUGGAGUCAGAGUGUUCGGCUCCAGGAGAACAGCCUAAAUUUUUAGGGAUCCGCGAACAAAGGGUUACGGGACUCAUGAUUUUUGUACUCAUGGGGUCCUCUGUAUUUAUGACAAGAGUUCUUCAGUUUAUUCCUAUGCCAGUUCUUUAUGGAGUCUUUCUCUAUAUGGGUGCCUCAUCACUAAAGGGAAUUCAGUUCUUUGACAGGAUAUUAUUAUUUUGGAUGCCAGCAAAACACCAGCCAGACUUUAUCUAUUUGAGGCACGUCCCCCUUCGUAAGGUCCACCUCUUUACCAUCCUGCAGCUGACCUGUCUUGUACUGCUGUGGGUAAUCAAAGCCUCCAGGGCAGCCAUUGUUUUCCCAAUGAUGGUAUUGGCAUUGGUGUUUGUAAGGAAAUUAAUGGAUUUUUUCUUUACUAAACGUGAACUGAGUUGGUUGGAUGAUCUUAUGCCUGAAAGUAAGAAAAAGAAAUUGGAAGAUGCAGAGAAAGAGGAGGAGCAAAGCAUGUUGGUGUUGGAAGAUGAGGGAACUGUCCAGCUACCGAUGGAAGGAAACUGCAGAGAGGACCCAUCAGUAAUAAAUAUUUCUGAUGAAAUGGCAAAAACAUCAGUGUGGAAGACUCUGCUAUUAACCUCAGAAAACACAAAGACUAAGGAAUCUUCUUCUAAAAGGUUUUAA
Molecule: messenger RNA, 3142 nt
Organism: Staurois parvus
Lineage: Eukaryota; Metazoa; Chordata; Amphibia; Anura; Ranidae
Source: the annotation of a GenBank genome assembly